This is a messenger RNA of Salvia miltiorrhiza (redroot sage), 1089 nucleotides long. RefSeq names its product calmodulin. Gene Ontology annotation, molecular function: calcium ion binding; enzyme regulator activity. The coding region runs from base 483 to 932 and encodes 149 amino acids. The transcript has 4 exons. Lineage: Eukaryota; Viridiplantae; Streptophyta; Magnoliopsida; Lamiales; Lamiaceae. The record is from RefSeq and is a predicted model, not a curated record.
GCACGGCCUUAACGUUUUUCUUUCGUUUCUUAUUUUUUUUUCUCAAACACGGAAUGGGCCUAGAAGAUAAAUCUUGUGGGCCUAAUAUGUUUUUUUAGGAAUGUGGGCCUAAUGGAGUAUGUUACACACACAGUCUCCAAUUUUGACAUUCACUAGAAGCAUGCAAAAAAAAAAAAAAGUAAUGAUAAUUUGAUGAUUUUAUUUUUUAAUUUUUCAUGGGUUAUGCAUCAGUUACUGGCCUUAAAUUGUUGCUUGAAUAAUUUUUUUCAUAUACUCUGUAUUUUUUUUUUUACAAAAUGUGACUGAAGAAACAUAAUCCCAGUGUUUGUGGAAAAAAAAAGAAGUUUGUAGUUUGGGUAGGUUCUUGGCAAUCCGUACAUGCAGUCUUUAUAAGUAGUGCUAUGCAAUAUAAACCUCUCUCGAAGACUAGAGGGAAUCUCUAAACCCUUGCUUCGUCAUUCCAAUUUCUCUGAAAUUCCUAAAUGGCUCAGCAGCUCACAGAGGAGCAGAUCGCCGAGUUCAAGGAAGCCUUCAGCCUCUUCGAUAAGGAUGGCGAUGGUUGUAUCACAACUAAGGAAUUGGGUACUGUAAUGAGAUCACUUGGACAGAAUCCUACUGAAGCUGAACUUCAAGAUAUGAUCAAUGAAGUUGAUGCUGACCAGAAUGGAACCAUUGACUUCCCUGAAUUCUUGAAUUUGAUGGCUCGGAAGAUGAAGGAUACUGAUUCAGAAGAGGAACUCAAAGAAGCUUUCAAGGUCUUUGAUAAAGAUCAAAAUGGUUUCAUUUCUGCAUCAGAGCUCCGUCACGUGAUGACAAACCUCGGAGAGAAGUUGACAGAUGAGGAAGUUGAGGAGAUGAUAAAAGAAGCCGAUGUGGAUGGUGAUGGCCAAGUGAACUACGAGGAGUUUGUGAGGAUGAUGCUUGCCAAGUGAUUGUGGUAGCUAACUUUGAAAAUGGAAUUAAUGUAGGCUGAUUGAAUGCUAUUUAGCAGAUAGUCUUAUAAACCCCAUGAGCUUCACUCUACGCGAUUUCAACAGGAUAAUUUUCUUUUUUAUGCAAGGUUGGUUGAAACCCUUCUCUUAAUGGUCA